Mycena indigotica is the source of this 636-nucleotide messenger RNA. RefSeq lists its product as uncharacterized. Bases 1 to 636 code for a protein of 211 amino acids. The record is from RefSeq and is a predicted model, not a curated record. The transcript is spliced from 5 exons. Lineage: Eukaryota; Fungi; Basidiomycota; Agaricomycetes; Agaricales; Mycenaceae.
AUGUCGAUACCUCAACUGUCUCAAAAUGGUUUCGCGAACACUAGCCGCGAUCGACGUCAACAGGCUGCACCUCGUCGCGGGACAGCGUUGACAUCUAUCGCGUACGAAGCUCCAAAACUUGUUCAAUCCCAAAUAUCCGCGUGGAGAAACACAGUCCAAAGCGCAGCAGUCGUGACUGCACUUUUCGCAUCCUUGGCCGCCACGAUACUGGGUGUAAUUCGGCAAGAUCCGGCCAUGGCCGGCAGCCAGGGGCCCGAAAAUACCUUUUUAGUUUUUUCAUCGUAUGCUGCGAUGCUCUUCAAUUCUAUCACCACACUCGCAUCUCUAUUCUUCAUCGACUCUCUUGGCGAUAUCGAACUCAAUGACGCCCAAAAAGGGGGAGAACGCGCAACAGAAGGUUGGAUUAGUCGUCCAGCUUCCAGUCUCUCGCUGCUCAGACAGUUUGGCGCAACCCGGCGGAUUAGAUUCAUCUUCUACCAAUGGUUUGUUCACUUGUGCAUGGGGACUCUGUUCCUGCUGCUCCAAAUCCUCAUGUACAUCUGGAUGCGGGAAAGCAAAGUUCUGUUUAUCGUUCUCGCCUGUCUUACAGCCCCGGCGACUGUCGUGUUAUUCUUAUCCGGCCUAUGGAAAAAUUAA